AUGAAGCUGGUUUGGAUUCUCGCGCUUGCAAAUGCUGUCGCAGCCUCGUUCGGCAUGGAGCUACUCGAAGACAUUGCCAAGUCAUGCUCGUGCGACACCGACUGUCCGCAAAUCACGUGCUACGCCGCCCCCGUGUGCACGCGCGGGCGCUGCGCGUACACGCAAAAGCCCACCGGUGCCAAGUGUCCGGGCCAGAGCUGCACGAACGGCGGCGCCUGUGACGACGAUGCCAACGACUAUUGCAACGACAAGGCCGAAUGCAUCAGCGCUUUCAAGCCGUCGACGAGCGUGUGCCGGCCUUCCAGUGGCCAGUGCGAUGUCGCCGAGAUGUGCACGGGGUCCUCGGGUGCCUGUCCUAUCGACAGCUACGCACCUUCGACGAUGGCGUGCUCGGGCACGUGCAACAGUGGUCCAUGCGAUGACCAAGACUACUGCGAUGGUUUUGGCAGCUGUAUUGACAAGUUCUUGCCGUCAACCGCCGUCUGCCGCGUGUCCAAGGGUGCUUGUGACGUUGCAGAGACGUGCUCGGGGACGUCGGGGUCGUGUCCCGUGGACCAGUUCGCCUCCAAGGACAAGUCGUGCAGCGGGUCGUCAAACGGUGGCGCGUGCGACGGACAAGACGUCUGCGACGGCAAGGGCAACUGCGUCGAUAUGUAUUUGCCAUCCUCGACGGUCUGCCGCGCGUCCAAGGGCGAGUGCGACGUGAGCGAAAAGUGCACGGGGACAUCGAGCGCAUGCCCUGCCGACGGAUUUGCGGGUGCGACGACCAAGUGCACGGGCACGAGCAACGGCGGCGCGUGCGACGAUCAGGAUUUCUGCGACGGCAAGGGCAACUGCGUCGACAAGUACCGACCGUCCACGUUUGUGUGCCGCGCCGCCGACGGCAGCUGCGACGUCGCCGAGACGUGCUCGGGCUCGUCGAGCGCGUGCCCGGCCAACGCGUACGCCUCGACCUCGGUCACGUGCUCUGGCAAGUCGAACGGCGGGGCGUGCGAUGCGCAAGACUACUGCGACGGCAAGGGUGGCUGUGCGGACGCGUUCCAGAACUCCAAGUUUGUGUGCCGCGCGUCCAAGAGCGACUGCGACGUGGCCGAGACGUGCUCGGGGACUGCGGGCUCGUGCCCGGCCGACGGCUUUGCCUCGACCGCGGUCAAAUGCACAGGUACCUGCAACGGCAACCCGUGCGACGAUCAAGACUACUGCGACGGGAAGGGCAACUGCGUCGACAAGUACUUUGCGUCCGACAAGGUCUGCCGCGCGUCCAAGGGCGACUGCGACGUGGCCGAGACCUGCAACGGCAAGUCUGGUCAGUGCCCUGUCGACGGCUUUGCGUCCACCUCAGUCAAGUGCUCUGGCAAGUCGACGGGCGGUGCGUGCGAUGCGCAGGACUACUGCGACGGCAAGGGCAACUGCGUCGACAAGUAUCAAGACUCCAAGUUUGUGUGCCGCCCGGCCAAGGACGCGUGCGAUGUCGCCGAAACCUGCUGCGGCUCCAAGGGCGCGUGCCCGGCCGACACGUUCGCGGGUGCGACCACCAAGUGCACGGGUACCUGCAACGGCAACCCUUGCGACGGCCAAGACUACUGCGACGGCAAAGGCCAGUGCGUCGACAAGUACCUGCCGUCGGGCACGGUCUGCGGCACCAAGGGCAACCCGUGCAUCUUGGCAGCCACGUGCACGGGUGACAUGGGCUUUUGCCCUCCCGAUGACUUUGCGCCGCCGUCGACGUCCUGCACGGGCACCAAGAGCGGCGGCGUCUGCGACGGCAAAGAUCUCUGCGACGGCGAGGGGUCGUGCGUCGACAAGUUCCUCAACGGCGUUGUGUGCCAAAAGCCCGUCGGGUACAGCCGCCCGACCUACUGCAACGGCAAGACGUCGAGUUGCCCGGUCGCGAGCUUUCUCAGUUUGCGCGAGGCCAGUGACGACGACGUGGCGGCCACCGAGCAGUUGCUGGUCGCGAUGCAGCCGUCGUCGCCGAUGGUGCUGCUCGGUCUUGUCUGCGUCGUCGCCGUCGGCGUCGCGCUCGUGACCGUGCGCCAGCAGCAUCGCGCGACGUCGCAGCACGACUACAUGGAGCUCUCCAUGUAA
Messenger RNA from Saprolegnia parasitica CBS 223.65, 2088 nucleotides. RefSeq lists its product as hypothetical. Lineage: Eukaryota; Oomycota; Saprolegniomycetes; Saprolegniales; Saprolegniaceae. The record is from RefSeq and is a predicted model, not a curated record. Bases 1 to 2088 code for a protein of 695 amino acids. The transcript has a single exon.